ACAAUUUGUCAAUUUAUAUGAAUAUAAAGGAAAAGAAAUAUUAUUUUUGAACUCAAACUUAAAGGAAAAUAAACUUAAACAAUCCAAUAAUUGUAUAUUUAAACAAAUAAAAUAUGGGUUGCGAUGGAGGUACUAUUCCACGUAGAGAUGAACUUGUAAGAUUGAAAAAGAAACCAGAACAGAAAGAUAAAGAUGCCGAGCGUUCUUUUAAAUGGCGUAAUUGCGCUUUAUCUCAACAAACCUUACAAGAGCCAGUGGUAGCUUGUGGUUUAGGAAGACUAUAUAGCAAAAGUUCUGUGUUAGAAGCUUUACUCGACAAAGAAAGCAAGCCUCAAUCAAUAGACCAUAUAAAAUUUUUGAAGGACAUCAAAGAUUUAAAACUCACAAAAAACCCAGCUUACACCAAUAGUGAGCAUACAGAUGGUGCUGUUGGAGAGGGAAGCGCACCAUAUAUUUGUCCCAUUAGUGGUUUAGAAAUGACGGGCAAAUUCCGGUUCAUAUUUCUAUGGAGUUGUGGCUGUGUGCUGGCGGAGCGUGCAAUGAAAGAAGUUAAACAGAACAUUUGCCAUAUGUGCCAACAGCCCUUCACUAGUAAUGAUGUCAUAGUGCUGAAUGGAACCGAUGAUGAUAUUGAACAGCUCAAAGAGAAGAUGACCAUUCGAAUUGCAAACAGGAAGUCUAAGAAAACAAAAGUAGAUAAGACAGAGAAAGAUAUAAAAAUUGAGACCUCAACAUCGACAUCCGCAUCGACAAAUAAUCCUUCAACAUCUGAGGAAAUUAAAAAGGAAAAAGAUGACCCCCAAAAAGGAAGCAGUCAAGUUAAAAAGGAAUUAGAGACAAUACCUCUAUCAUUACCUAAAUUUAAUCCUAACAAGCAAACUAGAGGUCACUUUGGGUCGAGUAAAAGGGCUCACUCCACACAGUUAGCACAGGACCCUUCCUACAAGAAAACAAAGAAAGACUACAGUAUAGCCAAAGAUCCCCAGUCCAGUGAAGUUUACAAGUCAAUCUUCACUUCACAUAAGAACGAUAAAGAUCAGAAGAGAGCACACUGGGUUACAUAUAAUCCUUUCUACAACUAAAAUAUUUUGUUUAACAUAACAUUUACUAUAACCAAACAAACUGACAAUUGGUUAAAUUAUUAAUUAAUUAUUUUAUUAAUUUUGAAGUAAUGUUUUGAGUAAAACAUAAAUAUUGUUAUCAGUAAUAUCUUAUUAUUUUUUUUCUAAGGUCAGAAUUGAAGAUGAUCUAAUAUUUCAGUACAGAAAGUCUCUAAUGGUGUUUAGUGAAGUGUAGUAUAAUUCAAUAAGACCAUUUGAUCAUAUUAUAUCUUGUAUAUAAUAUGGAGUGUCACGCUAGUGACAUGUGAAAUUCUAUUAUUAUAGUUCUGUUACUGACCGAGGGUGUCUUAUUUAUUCAUCUGCUAAUACCAAGAUGUCUGUCUUCAUCUCAUGUUUCCUGUUAUGUAAACUUAUUUGUAAGUUUAGAGUUAAAUUGAGAAAUCUGUAGUCAAAGAGGAACCUGUAAGGAAAUGGAAUAAAUAAACUGAUUAAAUGGAA
Messenger RNA from Vanessa tameamea, 1559 nucleotides. Its product is annotated as replication termination factor 2. The transcript has 4 exons. The record is from RefSeq and is a predicted model, not a curated record. Gene Ontology annotation, cellular component: nucleus. The coding region runs from base 114 to 1082 and encodes 322 amino acids. NCBI's taxonomy places the organism in Eukaryota, Metazoa, Arthropoda, Insecta, Lepidoptera, Nymphalidae. Gene Ontology annotation, biological process: site-specific DNA replication termination at RTS1 barrier; mitotic DNA replication termination.